This is a messenger RNA of Podarcis muralis (Common wall lizard), 624 nucleotides long. The record is from RefSeq and is a predicted model, not a curated record. Lineage: Eukaryota; Metazoa; Chordata; Lepidosauria; Squamata; Lacertidae.
CCCUCAGCUGUGGGGUACCAGCCUACUCUAGCAACUGAUAUGGGUACCAUGCAAGAGAGAAUCACAACAACUCGGAAGGGAUCUAUCACAUCUGCGCAGGCGAUUUACAUACCAGCUGAUGACUUAACUGAUCCAGCCCCUGCGACUACAUUUGCCCACUUCGCUGCCACCACUGUGUUGUCUCGUGCCAUUGCUAAAUUGGGCAUUUACCCAGCUGUGGAUUCUCUAGAUUCCACCUCUCGUAUCAUGGAUCCCAAUAUCAUGGGGCAGGAGCAUUAUGAUGUGGCCCGUGGGGUGCAAAAGAUUUUACAGAACAACAAGUCCCUCUAGGACAUCAUUGCUAUUUUGGGUAUGGAUGAGUUGUCUGAAGAGGAUAAGCUUACUGUGGCUCGUGCCUGUAAAAUUCAGAGGUUUCUGUCCCAGCCCUUCCAGGUUGCUGAAGUUUUCACUGGCCAUGCAGGCAAGCUGGUACCCCUAAAGGAAGCCAUCAAGGGCUUCCAAGCAAUCCUGGCAGGACAGUAUGACCACUUCCCUGAGCAGGCUUUCUACUUGGUGGGGCCUAUUGAGGAAGCUGUGGCAAAGGCUGAGAAGCUGGCUGAAGUGCGCUAAUGAGUCUGUGGCUGA